UCAGCCCAGCGCAGUAAAUCCUCAGUCCCCCUGGUUCUUGCUAUGGAGAGCAGCAAAGCCAACACUGGUACAUUGAGCCUUGAGUGUGUCAUUGGGUUUUAACGUUGCCUAUAAACCUGCAGACUCUGCACCCACUCAUUCAUCUCCAGCCCAGCAAGUCACCUAAACAUCAUGUCUGGAUAUUGCCACCCUGCCCUUCUGUUACUUGCCUUGGCAACCUUUGGCAUAGCAGAAGAUGCUGCCAUCCAGUGCCCCCCCUGCUCUCAAGAAAAGCUCAUCCGCUGCUCGGACCCUGUUGGGUGCCAAGAACUGGUGAAAGAGCCAGGUUGUGGGUGCUGUGCUACCUGUGCUCUCUCAAAAGGAGCUCCCUGUGGGGUGUACUCUGCCCGCUGUGGCUCUGGACUCCGCUGUUACCCCCCCAGGGGGAGCGAAAAGCCACUGCACACCCUCAUGCACGGGCAGGGUCUCUGCACUGAGAUUGGGGAGAUUGAUUCCAUCCUGGAAAGUUUUCCGACACCAGGUGGUGAACACCCCAAUAUAAGCAUCCACCCAUGCAGUGCACAGGACAGGAUUUGCCUCCAGAAACAUCAAGCCAAGAACCGGUACCAAAUGCAGAGUGGAAAGCACUUUACCAAGAACACCAACAAUGCACCCGUGACAGAAAUCCACUUGGGUUUGUGCCAGAAGGAUCUACACAGAGCUGUGGAGAAACUCUCCGCGUAUCAGACCAGAACCCAGGAGGAUUUCCUGAGUAUUCCUAUACCAAAUUGUGACCGCAAUGGGAAUUUUAACCCUAAGCAGUGUCACCCGGCUCUCGAUGGACAGCGUGGGAAGUGCUGGUGUGUGGAUCGGAAAACAGGGAUGAAGCUCCACAUUCCAUAUGACCCUGUCCUUGAUGCAGACUGUCAGUUGGCAUCUGAACGGGGAAAGGAAUGAAAGGGUCAUUCAUGCAGCUUAUAUGCCGCUCAAUGAAUCCUAAUAAAGGAAUCCAACUCUAACAGGACUUGUGGAACUAACCUUGACAACCAUAUCAAAACCAGCACCACAAAUGUAACCUCAUCUCUGCCAUACGGACCUGCAUGUACUAUGGGGCUUUGUAUCCAUUGUGCUGCUGGCCAUAUGACAGUGAAUGGGUUAUUAUACCACUUGAAGGGUUAAGGGGGUGGGUGGGAUUAUAUUAUGUUUUUUAUUUAAUUGCUAUUGGGUUUUAAGGCAUCUAAGAAUGGGCUGGCCUUUAGUGGGUGGCUGAUGCUUAGCACAUUAAGCUUAAGGGCCAGAUUCAAUUCAGUGAGAAAAAGUUUUAUCACAUGAAAAGUCAUGAACAAGAUUCAAUUUGAGAUGCAAUUCAAUUCAGAAAAACUUAUCUCAUGGUUUAUCACGUGAAAACUCUAUUGAAGUCUAUGGGAAAAAACUGGAACUGAAUUUGGAGAAAAGUUUUUUUCUCCUUGGAUUGAAUCUUGUCCAUGACUUUUCACGUGAUAAACCAGGAGAUACCUUUUUCUCACUGAAUCGAAUCUGGCCCUGUGACUGAAACCAGAGUGUGAUCAUUUUUUGUGAGUGUGUUGGGUGCUAAAAUGAUAGAAUACACGUGGGGUGUGUUAAACGGAGGGAGAGAGGAUUUAUGGGAAGUGAAUACAGGGGGCAUUUAGAACAAUUCGAUUACUUGUAGGGCGGGGGAGGUUAUAAGGUGUGGAACAGUAUGCAGAUAUAUAAGGUAAGCUAGUAGGAAUAAUGGGGAGCAAUAAGGAGCAUUAUUAGGGUGCUUUCAUAGGGAUCACAAAGCUAAAAUGUCACUUUUUUUGCUACAAACUAUGCAAAUGUGUUUAUUUUACCAAGGCCUUCGAUUUUUGCCGAAUUCUAGUCUUUUCCUCUGUGGCUGCCAUUAACAACAGACUGGUAUGCAGUUUAUUUGCCGGGGACCAAUAAAUAAAGUUAAAAAAAAGAGGGGGACAGAGGCACCCCUUCCUGUGGAUCAAGAUGCUUCCAUCAUUUAAACCUAAGCAGAGUCUUAAACCUUCAAGAACCAGUUGGACCCUGCGACGCAUCGACACGUCUAGAGUUUGCGACAGGCCUAAGGCAACGUAGCGUCAGAGUGUUUCAAUGUACAUAUCUACUAUGUUUGAAAUGAAAUGUGAACAAUAAAGACACUGUUACAUUAUUUCUUA
Messenger RNA from Xenopus laevis (African clawed frog), 2165 nucleotides. RefSeq names its product insulin like growth factor binding protein 4 L homeolog (gene igfbp4.L). The coding region runs from base 172 to 936 and encodes 254 amino acids. The transcript is spliced from 4 exons. Gene Ontology annotation, cellular component: extracellular region. NCBI's taxonomy places the organism in Eukaryota, Metazoa, Chordata, Amphibia, Anura, Pipidae. Gene Ontology annotation, molecular function: insulin-like growth factor II binding; insulin-like growth factor I binding; insulin-like growth factor binding. The record is from RefSeq and is a predicted model, not a curated record. Gene Ontology annotation, biological process: regulation of insulin-like growth factor receptor signaling pathway.